ACUCAAGCCAGCCACCGGAAAACUGACCCACAAAGCCUGCACGUACCGGAAAACUUACCCACAUAACCGCCCCUUGUUGAAUAUUCGACCUGAAAACUGACCCACAAAGCUUCUUGUACCUGGAGACUGAUCCACAUAACCUCCCCUCGCGACUGGAUAACUACUAACAUAGCUUCCCCUGCCACAAAGUAUCCUACAUUGCCUUCCUCUCCCAAAACUGACUCGCAAAGUUUCCAUGCAGGAAGUUUGAGCUGAAAACUGACCCACAUGACCUUCUCCUGUUAGAAAUUUGGUCCGACAACCGACCAAUAUAACCUUCCGGUGCUGGAAAUUGGACAAGGAAAGCGACUUGAAAUAGCCUUCCCCUGCUGGGAAUUUGGCUGGAAAUCACCUGUAUAGCUUUUUCAUACCAGAAUCCAGCGAGCAUGGAGCAACCCAAUGCGUGCCGGAAAACUCGCCUGCAUAGAUCGAAAUCGGACCCAUGUAAACCACGGUACAAGGGUAUCAGGCAACGACAAUGGGGGAAGUGGGUGUCUGAGGUUCGGAUUCCCAAAACAGGAGAGCGACUAUGGCUCGGUACUUAUAACAAUGCAGAGGCUGCAGCCACGGCUCACGACACCGCAAUGCUGUGUUUGCGAGGCCCAAUAGUGGCCCCCAAGUACUUGAACUUCCCAAAUUUCUCGAUUGAGGAUUCAAAUUUACCAAAUGGAAGCUCGAACUUUUUGGCGGGAAAUUCAAAUUUUUCCAUGGUGGGUUCCUAUAUGAACAGGUCCCCAACAUCUAUAAAAGCGGCUGCAAGGGAUGCUGGAGCUGCUGCUGACGCCGAGCUUGAGAGAAGAUUGCGAGAAACCGGCAUCGGGUGCGCCGUAGAUAGUGGGACACAUGGGGAGAGAACGCCCCUAUCUAACGCACCAUUAUCUGUUGAGGAAGAUUACUUGGAGGAUUAUUUGAGAAGCAAGGGUGAGGGAGAUGGACUGACUUUCUCUAUUGAUGAUAUAGAAAUCUACAUGUAACUCUCAUGCUUAGAUGAAGUAAUACUUAGAUGAAGUAAUAUUAAUAUUGUAAGACGA
Molecule: messenger RNA, 1070 nt
Organism: Amborella trichopoda
Lineage: Eukaryota; Viridiplantae; Streptophyta; Magnoliopsida; Amborellales; Amborellaceae
Product: Integrase-type DNA-binding superfamily protein
Biological process (GO): regulation of DNA-templated transcription
Molecular function (GO): DNA-binding transcription factor activity; DNA binding
Source: RefSeq, a predicted model, not a curated record